ACAAACAAGGAUGUUUGCAUGGUAGUUCAGAUGUGACUAAUUUUUAAAGAACUAAAAAGGUUUUUUCCCCUGUAUAUAUUUGCAGAAAGGGAGAGGAAAUGUGGGGCACACACAGACAGGGAACAAAAUUCACACUUGGGCUUACCCCGCACUGCUAACCUUGGCAUGCACUAUGAGGAGCACAGGGCUCCAUCAGCCCUAAAGAGAUCACCAAGUGGUGAAUUUAAAGCUUUCCUGAAUUUGCUGAACUGAGUAAAGGGGGAAUGAGAGAAGAAAGGGCCUUAAGGGGGACGUGGUUGGGUUUUUAUUUUUCUCCUCCAGUUAUUAUUUUGUAAAUCCUUCUCAUGAGGUACUUUGCUUAUGCUUUAAGGUAAAUGGGCCAGGCAAGUCCUUUGUGUCUGUGAGUGAACCCUUUAGUCUCCCUUCUUACCUGUCUCUGAAGUUUACCGUUUCUCUUACCUUUCACCAGGCAGAAUAAACAGAAAUGCUCAGUGAACUUUCUGUUUCCACAGAAACACUGAAACUUGUCAGUAUAUUUCAGGAUGGUUUUUAACAUGUUCAAACAUUCCUCUCUCUCUCUAGUUAAUUAACAAUUAAUGUAGCCACCAAGGAAAGCUCUGCCAGGAAAGAGGGACACAUCGUUACAAAGUCCAACUGACAAUGGCCUGGUUCCUUCUGUUGGUGAUUUACACAAAGUCACAACGGAUCAGACUGAGAGACGCCUCUUGCUGACCCCCACUCUUCCUUCAGUUUAGUAAUCUCCUGACAUCAUGAUAGGGACCAUGAGAAGAGACCUAGAAUGGAGAUUUCACUGAAGAAACUGGAAGUCAAAGGCUGUCAAAAGUACUAAUAGAAUUGUAGAGGAAGCAGAUGUUGGGGAGCGAGCAAGGUUGCAAGGUCUCUCCUAUCAGUGGAAGCAUAAAACAGAAUUGGAGCACUGGAAAGCAUGAAGUGCUAGAUAAAGAGGCUCGAAACUGGAAAGUGAACAGAAGACUGACUGUAAAGACCUGUGAAGUUCCAGAUUGUGAAAUUCAGCAAUGAUACACUGUGGAAAGAAACGUAUUUGUGCUGUUGUCACAUGUAUUCUUAUUUUUGCAACUGCUUUAAUCUGUUCCUGGAAAGAUCCUCAGCUACCAAAUAACUUAACUAGAAAAAUCUUCCCCAAGGUAACAACUGCCAGUCCAGCAGGUCGGCUUUGUAGGGGAAAACCUGCUCAAGAUGUUAUAACACCAUUAACAGAUAACAGAACUUUUAUUAUAUCCCCGUACUUUGACAACAGAGAAAGCAAAGUCACUCGUGUGAUUGGGAUUGUUCACCACGAAGAUGUAAAACAACUGUUCUGCUGGUUCUGCUGUCAGCCCGAUGGAAAGAUCUAUGUAUCAAAAGCAACAAUCGAUGUUCACUCGGACAGAUUUGGGUUCCCUUAUGGAGCAGCAGAUAUAGUUUGUUUGGAACCCGAAAGCUGCGACCCAACGCAUGUAUCCAUUCACCAGUCUCCGCUUGGAAAUAUUGACCAGCUGCCAAGCUUUGAAAUCAAAAACCGCAAGGCCGAGCCCUUCCCUGUUGACUUCACCGUGUGCAUCUCUGCCAUGUUUGGCCACUACAACAAUGUCUUGCAGUUUAUACAGAGCAUGGAGAUGUACAAGAUUCUUGGGGUACAGAAAGUGGUGAUCUAUAAGAACAACUGCAGCCACCUGAUGGAGAAAGUCUUGAGGUUUUAUAUGGAAGAAGGAACUGUAGAGAUAAUUCCCUGGCCAAUAGACUCACACCUCAAGGUUUCUUCUAAAUGGCACUUUUCUAUGGAUGAAAAAGACAUUGGCUACUAUGGACAAAUCACAGCUCUAAAUGACUGCAUAUACCGUAACAUGCAGAGGAGCAAGUUUGUGGUUCUUAAUGACGCUGAUGAAAUAAUUCUGCCCCUUAAGCACCCAGACUGGAAAACCAUGAUGAGCAGCCUGCAGGAGCAGAACCCAGGGACUGCCGUUUUCCUCUUUGAGAACCAUAUCUUCCCAGAAUCCGUGUCUACUCCCAUGUUCAACAUCUCAUCCUGGAAUACUGUGCCAGGUGUUAACAUAUUAAACCAUGUUCACAGGGAGCCUGAUAGGAAAGAAGUUUUCAAUCUUAGGAAAAUGAUUGUUGAUCCACGAAAAGUGGUUCAGACGUCAGUCCACUCUGUCCUACAGGCUUAUGGGAACAGUGUGAAUGUUCCCAUGGAUGUUGCCCUCAUUUAUCACUGUCGGAUGCCUCUUCAAGGAAACCUUCCCAGAGAAUCCCUCAUCAGGGAUACAACACUGUGGCGAUACAACUCAUCAUUAAUCACGAAUGUUAACAAGGUGCUAUAUCAAACUGUACUGUAAGCUCAAAAGUGAAACCUCGGUUAUAAGGAGGGAACAUGAAGAGUUGCCUGUAUCAUGUGGAGGCAGAGGAUAUCAUAAAGAUCAUUAAAUAAAAAUCACUUCCAUGUGAAGUUUAAAUCUUGCAGAGAUUUAGAAUAACAGCUUUUUAAUGUGUUUUAGAAAGGUAAAUGCAUUUGAUUUGUGAACUGAGGCAUGGUACCUUGUAAGAGUCCACAGUGAUCAAGUGCUGACUAAUAACUGAGUUCCUCAGGUAAAGUCUCUACUGCAACCUUUUAAGAUGUGUGAGCUGAGGCAUAGUGAGAGGAUAGCUCUUUUAUAUGCCUGUAACUAUGAAGGGGCAUUAUUCAAGGCCUAGGAAGUGUCCAUGCAGAAAUUUGAAAUUUAAUUUACCGAUUUCCAGCUUUCUCUCUUUUUCUGUUCCCAUCCUCAUAUGUUUUAACUUGUACAUGAACCUGUAAACUUCCUGAAGAAGGAAUGAAUUGGUUUUUGGUUAUUUGUGUCUCUGAAGGACUUGGUGGUUAACAAAAUACAGCUGUGUUUAGUGGUGCCUAUUAAAAGAUGGCUUGGGACAGCAUCUCCCAGGUGAAGAGCAUUAACACUGUAACUCAUUCUAAUCACACAGGCAGGAUAAGAAAACCCACAGGCUAUAGCACUGAAGCUGUCACUUGUUAGAGGUAUUUCUUCUUAAGGGAAGUAGGAAUUCGUAGCAGAGCCAUGAGUCAUUUAAUGAUCCCAAGCAUCAAUGCAGAUGGUAUUUCUUCUGGAAAAUGUAAAAUGAGGUUAUUUUCAAUUAAAAAAAAAUAAAAUAAAAAUCAGUAUUUCUCAACUGAUUCAUAUAAUGCAGAAGGUUGUACAGAGCUUUCAACCUAUGUACAAAAAAUACAACUAUACUAUAGUAUUAAUGUUGUUUAAUUCUUGCAGUCUGUGUGUCACUGUUUGGGUACAGAAUUUGUAUGUGCCAAAUUGAGUAAAAGGCAAACUAAUACAUUGUGAAAAUAAUUGAGCAAAAUCUACCAGUUUCCAUUGUAAGAAAAAGAACCUUUUAUAUUCUUGGAACUAGUGUUUGUUCAAGCGGUGAUGUAUUGUAACAGGAAGCUGUUGCAGUUUUGCCGAUCCAAAUGGCUGCUCAGCUGGGGCUUUGACACAUGUAAUUUUAAGAAGAAUGGUGAUCCCUUUUGUUACCCACAGCUGUUGUGAAUUACUUAAGUGAUAAGUGCUGAGUUGUGUUGGAAAGCUUUAAAACAGGCAAGGGCUACAGAUUGAUGUUGAAGGAACUGUGAACUGAAAAGCUGGCUGUGUCCAGGUGGAAAGAUGGAAGAACAAAUACUUAUGGUACGUAACAGUUGUUGGUUUUUUUCUGUGACCUUGAAAUUUCGUAACAAACUGUUUCUUCAUGAAAAUUAGAUAUCAGGUGGAUUUUAGACCUUCCUGUGAUGGGUAAGUUAAAUUGUAUUGCUUUCUUAUAUAGGUGUAAGGGUAGAGAAGCUGUGUCUUUUCCAACCCCUAUCUAAAACCAGUGCUAAGUAGUUGCUAACUUCUGCCAAAGGGUCAGAAGGAAAGAAAAGCAAACAAACCCUAUUUGCUCACUGUAGUUUCACAAUUUCAGUCAUAUUUUUUCUGUUUUCUAAAUGCUGUGUUCAUUGUACUGAUGGGGUGAUGUAUUAGAACCUUCUUAUGAAGGGACAUCUAGGGGCAGUUGUAGUCUGAUACUGGUAUGUGACAGAAGUGUGUGUGAGAGCAGCUGUGCUUGUUUUCAUUUCUACACCAGCUUCAUGUUUUCAUUCAUUUGUUUUGAGCUGUCAUUAGUGGGUUAGUAUCAUUAGCUUGCAAAUGUCCAGUGGAACUUUUAAUUGGAAGUCUUCAAAAGACAGUCUGUAACUGUUUGCUAAUUGCGUUUAUAACAAUCAUCAGCUGCUAUGUAACAGGCUACAACUUCAUUUGUAAAGCUAAAGGGGUAGAAGAGCAGUUUUGUGUGUUAUUGGAUGCUUCUCAUCAUGGUUUUUUGUUUGCAUUCUCUGGAUAAUGCUUCCCCACCCUAUACCCACUGCCACCUUCCCUUCCCACCAUUCUCUUUGGAAAGCUGAAUUCAGCUCUCAGAUCCCUUGUGCUCCGCCUUUCUGUGGCCUCUCAUGGAACUUGCUCCAGUGUGUCAGUGUUUUGUACUGGCUAACACAACACUGGACUUGGAUGUGGCUUUGAGCACAGAACAGAGGUGAAGAAUCCCUUCUCUUGAACGUCUAGCUAUGUACGUGUUAGUACAGCUCAGUAUAGUUGGCCACCUUUGUCACAAGAGCAUAUUGCUAAAUUUGUUGUGCAAUAGCAUUCCCAGGUCCUUCCCUGUAAGGCUGGUUUCUAUGUAGUUGGCUCCAACCUGCCCGUUGUGUGGGAUGACUGUGUCUCAGGUGAAGGAGUUGCUUUGGUUAAACUUCAUGAGAUGUCUGUCAGCCUACUUGUCCAGUUUGUUGAGACCCUUAGAGUUAGGAUUCCCUGUGCUCUUGCAUAUUGAUUGUUUCUCCUUCCCCUCUAAAUAAAUCAGUGUUGUUGGAAA
Molecule: messenger RNA, 4905 nt
Organism: Strigops habroptila (Kakapo)
Lineage: Eukaryota; Metazoa; Chordata; Aves; Psittaciformes; Psittacidae
Exons: 4
Coding region: 1038-2357 (439 amino acids)
Source: RefSeq, a predicted model, not a curated record